Molecule: messenger RNA, 4158 nt
Organism: Cinara cedri
Lineage: Eukaryota; Metazoa; Arthropoda; Insecta; Hemiptera; Aphididae
Source: the annotation of a GenBank genome assembly
CUAUAAUAAGUAAUAACUGACAAGGUGUCAAAAUAUUUAUGUUUAGAACUUUGUAAACAUCAAUAUAGUAGGUAGUCGUACAUUACAUUAAAUUAUAAUUAGGAACUGUCAUUAUUGGCUUCGUGGUAGGUAUAUAAAUAUUAUUUACGUACCUAUACAAUAAUGUCAAAAUAAUAAAAAUUAAUGUUCAAUUGUGUUUAACAUUUAUUAUUAUUAUAUUAUUCUUCAUAACAGUUUUAAAUCAAAAGUUAUAUUCAAUUUACAAUGUUGCCAUCUGUGUUAUUGGCCGAAUAAUACUCGUCUACAAGAUCUAAGUUAAAUGGCCACCAUAGUUGAACAGACUCCAAGUACAGCAGAGAAAACUAUUUCUCUGUUGGACAACAAACAUCAAAUAAGUGAAAAAGCAUUGAAGACAGUCGAUUAUUCUAGUAUCCGUGGAAAGGUAAAUUAUUUUUGAAUGAACAGAAUAAAAUGUUUCAAAAUAAUAACAAAGGUCAAUAUCGAAUUUGUAUUAAUGCCAAAUAGUAUGUUAGUCUAGGUGGUUUACUCUCUUAAUUUCUCUCAGAUCGAAAUAUUUAUAAAAAAAAGAACUGAUAUUGGGGACGAGCGGCCUCUGUUGUUGGUAGGAAGUUGAUAAGGUAGGAUAUAGAGGUGAAUUUAAUUUAUAUCAACGCGAAAAAUCAUUGUUUACAAAAAAUGAUUCUGAGCGGAGCCAGUCAAUAUUAUUGCUUUUUUCCCAGCUUUUUCAACAAUGUGUGUUUUCACAACAACAAUUGUUUAAAAAUGAUUAAACUAAUUAAAACUUAAUAAUAAAAUAAUUAUUAAUAACAAUUGCCAAUGACCACCUUAUUUUUAAUCUUUUUUAACCUAAAGAACCAGUAUUUCCUUAUUAUCUCAAAUAUUAAUGAGAAUUUUAAAAAUGACCUCUCUUAAGUACCAACUAGAGUCAAAAUGCAAUAAAAAUGGUCUCUUGCUAUUUUUUGAUUGGAACAAGAUUUCUAGGAGAAAAAUUGUUUACAAACAGAAAAAAAAUAUACAUAGUAAAACUAAUAGAUCCCUUGCUUCAUUCAGAAUCUAAAAUGAAUAAUAUUUUAAUUUGUUAUGUUAGAAACAAUAAUUGAAAUUAAUUAAUUUUUUGAAUUUUUUAGUCAAGUUUGGUGAGUCCAACGGAAGAGCAAUUUGAAACAUUGCAGCAUAAACUCAAAGAACUAAUUGAAGAAGGACAUGGAGAAACUAUAUAUAAUGUGGGUAUUGGUGAUGACGGUUGUGGCUUGACUAAUGAUGAAUUUGAAGCUUCUGUAGCUACAUUACAUUCAUUAGCUGCAACUCAAGAUGCAGACUGUGUUCUUCUUAGAGAAAAGCCAGAAGGAAGUGCUUGUACGGCACAGUACCUUGUUCGAAAACGAUUAGAAUCUCAAGAUUUUCUUGAAAUUAGGUAUUGAAGUAUUUAACAUUAUUUUGAAUACAUACAUUAAAACGUUAUUAUACAUUAUUAAUUUAGGGUAGCAGUUGUGGGAAAUGUGGAUGCUGGAAAAUCAACAUUAUUGGGUGUUUUGACGCAUGGCGAAUUAGAUAAUGGCCGAGGACAUGCAAGAUUAAAGUUGUUCAGACACAAACAUGAAAUGGAAUCUGGACGUACUAGCUCAGUUGGCAAUGAUAUUCUUGGUUUUGAUAGUACAGGAAAAGUUGUAAAUAGGCCAGAACAUGGAUCAUUAGAUUGGGUAAAAAUAUGUGAGAAAUCAACUAAAGUGAUUACCUUUAUUGACUUGGCAGGACAUGAACGUUACCUAAAGACUACUGUGUUUGGUAUGACUGGACAUAUGCCAGAUUUUGGCAUGUUAAUGGUAAUUUGAUGUAUAAUUACACAUUGAUACAUUUUUUUUAAAUUUGUAUUCUAUUCAGAUUGGAGCGAAUGCUGGAAUAAUUGGAAUGACUAAAGAGCAUUUAGGUCUUGCAUUAGCACUAAGUGUUCCAGUAUUUGUAGUUGUAACAAAAAUUGAUAUGUGUCCUCCUAAUAUACUUCAAGAUACAUUACGGUUAUUAGUUCGUAUAUUGAAGUCACCAGGUUGUAGAAAAGUACCAGUAAUGGUUAAAACAAAGGAUGAUGUCAUUGUGAGUGCUACUAAUUUUGUUUCACAGAGGUAUGGAUCUUUAUAAUUCUUAUAUAAUAUUUAUUAGAGUAUUUAUUAAAUUUUAAUAUUUAAUUAUUUCAAUGUUUUGUUUUUAAGACUUUGUCCAAUAUUUCAAGUGUCCAAUGUUAAUGGUGAAAACUUAGAUUUGUUAAAAAUGUUUUUGAAUCUUUUAACUACCCGUGUUAUGUCUACUGACAAUGACCCAGCUGAAUUUCAAAUUGACGACACUUAUUCUGUGCCAGUAUGUAUACAUUAUGUAUAUUAAUAUCAAAAGGUAUACUAAAUUAUUAUAAGACUAAUGGUUUUUUAAAUUUUAGGGUGUUGGAACAGUCGUUUCUGGUACGACAUUGUGCGGAACAAUCCGUUUAAACGACACACUUAUGUUGGGCCCUGAUCCUGUUGGCCAAUUUAUGGCAAUUACUGUUAAGAGUAUACAUCGUAAACGAAUGGUCGUGCGAGAAGUAAGAGCUGGACAAACUGCCUCAUUUGCUUUAAAAAAAAUAAAACGAUCACAAAUACGCAAAGGAAUGGUCAUGGUUUCUCCAACACUCAAUCCAUCUGCUACUUGGGAGUUUGAUGGAGAAAUACUAGUAUUGCAUCAUCCUACUACGAUUAGCUCUCGCUAUCAAGCAAUGGGUAAAUUAUAUUCAUAAUCAGUAAUGACAAUGGUGUUCAACAAUAUAUUUUUAUAUUUAUAGUCUUAUUAUUUUUUUUGUAGUUCAUUGUGGUAGUAUUCGACAAACUGCAUCUAUACUGAGCAUGUCUGAAGAAUGUCUAAGAACAGGAGAUAAGGCAAGAGUCAGAUUUAGAUUCAUUAAAUAUCCAGAGUAUUUGAGACCUGGUCAAAGAUUAGUGUUCAGGGAAGGUAGGACAAAAGCUGUUGGUAAUGUAUUAGCUGUGCCCCCUCCAACAGGACAAGUAGGUGCCAGGCAAUUACAAAAACCUCAUAAAAUCAACCCACAAGCACAAGUAAUUAAGAGUAGACAUAUCAAAUCUCUAAUCAAUCAUAAGUUGUUGAUUUUAUAUAUUAUUAUUCAUUUCUGUAGAAUUCUGGAGAAAAUGAAAAUCAACCUGCUCAGAAAUCAAGAAGACGAGGUGGACAAAAACCACUAGCAGAGCAAAACACAAGAACAAUAACAAAGUCAUAACUGUGAAAAUUAUAUAAAGUAUUAUAUAUAAUAUGUUUUUUUAUUUCAAAUGUUAUAUAAUUUUUUUUUUAAAUCUACUUAUAUUAUCUAAUUAUAAAGAAAAUGUUUGUUUACCAAUAUUCACGGGAAAAUAAAUUACGAUUUAAUAAAAUUUUAACAUUUACCUGUUUUAUUAUAAGAUAUUGUAUAUAAUAUUAAAUGUUGUAUAUUGGUAGUUUGAAACCCUUAAUUGUAAGUUAAGAUUAUAUGCUAGAAAAUACAAUGAUUAAAAACAACAAUAACUGAAACCAUAACCAUCUUAGAUUUACAUGGGGUUGCUAAGUAUACAUUUAUAUUUUCUGUAAACUUAGCUAACUAAGAUUAAAAUCGGAUAAUAUGUUUGUUAAGUUAAAAAUAAUGUAUUAAAUGUUAAAAAUUUGUUAUCUGUUCUUUUAUUAAUAUUAAUUAACUAUCUAAGUCAUGGGUUCCCAUCCUGUGAUAUGCGGAAAGCUCAUAGGUGGUGUGGAAAGACAUUUUUUGGUAAGGGAAAAAAAAUUUAUUAGCUAUAAUGUAGUUUAUUAAUAUAUAAAUAAUUACAUAUUUAAUUUAAAUGUUGUGCAUUAAAUGUUUAUAAGUUAAAAUUAUGCAAGUUUAAUAAUGUACACAGUUUUAGGGUCAAGUGUUAUGUAAAAAAUGUGUAAAUGAUAUGUGAAUAUAAAAAGGUUGGGAAUCCUUAAGGUAAGCCCUAGUUUAAAUCAUCCCCUUCAAAGAAUGACAUGUAUAUUUUUGAAAUUGUCAACAUAAAAUUAAAUUAAUUUAUAAUUAUUUCAUAAUAUUAUGUCACUAUACAUGUAAGCCCUACUUCUUAAUUUCUUAUACUUUCUAUCUGCUAUAUAAAC